CCGCUGUCAGUUUGCCCGUGAGGCGGGACCUUGUUUCUGUGUUGCUGUGGUGACGUGUAACUGCGGAGCAGGAAGUAACUGGGAAUAGAGGAAGCCAGGCGACGGGAACGAUAAUAAUAAUAAUAAUAAUAAUAAUAAUACAAUUGAAUAAUUUGCCUCGGGGCGGGAGGCGACCAUGGCAAGGAACCGUGGUCUGCUUUGGGGGUGCCAACACGCCUUUGUUUUGUUCGUUUUGGUCGGCUGCUGUAGUGCGAGGAUACAUAGAUUAAAGUUGAAGAACGAGAGGCGGUCCAUUAUCCACCUCAAUUCGUUUGGAUUUUACGCCAAUGGAACUCUGGAUGUGAACGUGAAGAGUCUUACCCUGACGGGUGAAACCAUGGAUUUCGAACAACAGCCUAUUGGAUUCAGCCUAUCAAAAUCCCGUGUUGGUGGAAUGAUGUCUUACGCAGCUGAGGAGUCUGACGCGUGUGUCCUGACCAAACCGACUGGCAGUGAGCCUCUCGUCCUGUUUCUCAUUCACUUUAAAGACAGCAGUGUUCAAGUCAAGAGGUAUGGUGACCAGAAGAACAUCAUAACUGGUCAAGCGAAAACACUGGAUUUGAAAGAUGCCACGGGUAACAGAGUUAAAAGAGUCGACAAACCCAAACAGCCUGCUGUCAAUGCUUCUCAACCCAUACAGGUUGCAAACAAAGAUGAAGGAGAUAAGACAAAGGCAGAUGAAAACACUCCCAGGGUUGAAAAAGGAGGGAGUCGGGAUGGAGAUCUGAUAUUGGUCCUGCAGAAAACUAACAGCUCUUACAACUUCAGUUUCCAAAUUAAGAUCGUCUCCCAGUCCGAGGAGGGAAUGUAUAACCUGAACUUCCACCGCUGUUUCAGCAAGCUGUGGGACAAGGAAAACUCCUUCAGCAUUGACAUUGAGAUCACAGAGAGGAAUCCUGGAGGCUUUCUCUCAGCAGCUGAGAUGCCCCUGCCUUUGCUGUACAUCUCCAUGUCUGGAUUUUUCUUCGCUGCAGCUCUGCUCUGGGUGCACGUUCUUGUCAAACACAGGUUCAACGUGUUUAAAAUUCACUGGCUCAUGGCGGCUCUGGCAUUCACCAAAUCCAUUUCCCUGAUCUUCCACAGUAUAAAUUUCCAUUUCAUUAACACUGAAGGACAUCCCAUUGAAGGCUGGGCAGUGAUGUACUAUAUCACCCACCUGUUGAAAGGAGCCCUGUUGUUUAUCACCUUGGCCCUUAUUGGAACGGGCUGGGCUUUUGUUAAAUACAUCCUGUCUGACAAGGAAAAGAAGAUAUUCAUGAUAGUCAUCCCUCUGCAGGUGCUGGCCAACGUUGCCUACAUCAUCCUGGAAUCCACAGAGGAGGGGACCAGCGAUUAUGACCUGUGGAAGGAGAUUCUCUUCCUGGUUGAUCUGAUCUGCUGUGGAGCAAUCCUUUUCCCUGUGGUCUGGUCGAUACGGCACUUACAGGAGGCUUCCAGUACAGAUGGCAAAGCUGUCAUGAACCUGGCGAAAUUGAAACUCUUCAGACAUUACUAUGUCAUGAUUGUGUGCUAUAUCUACUUCACCCGCAUCAUUGCUAUUCUUCUCAAAGUGACCGUGCCUUUCCAGUGGCAGUGGUUCUAUGAGCUGCUGGUGGAAGUGUCCACACUGGUCUUCUUUGUCCUGACUGGGUAUAAGUUCCGGCCAGCCUCCAAUAACCCCUACCUGCAGCUGCCCUUAGACGAGGAGGAUGUGGAGAUGGAUGAAGUGGUCACCGAGUCUGGCGUACUGGAAGGAAUAUCAAAUGUGAAGAAAACCUCUAACGGGAGAGAGAGGCUGAGAGAUUAAGAGAACUGUGACUCCACUGACCCAGGGACUAAGAGCCUGUGAAGACAGACUGCCUCAGUCUGUGCACACACACGUGCUGGAUUAUUCCCAUUGUUUUUCUUCUCCUUAUUAUCAUUAUUAUUAUUAUUAUUAUUAUUAUUAUAAUCAUUGCUUUCUUUUUAAACGGAUCCAGGUUUCCACAGACUCGAAGCAGCAGAGGCCCACAGAUCUGGCCUCGGAAACUCCUUUUCUGUACUGUUGUGCUGUUUCUUAAUAGAUCAGUUAGCAGAGUUUUCCUGCGAUGAAACUGUAUUGGUGUGAAUAUGUGUGUGGAAAAGUAAGCAGUAACCCUGAUCUAUACACUCCAGAACUUUUUUUUCCUGGUGGGGCAUCCCAUGUUUUUGUCGCACUUUGUGACUGUAUUAAUUCAACCUUGGAUGAUCUAGAGAUCCAAGUGCUGAGGAUCUCUGUUCUGGUGGCAAGCAAAUAGAUUAUGUGAAUGUUUUUAGAGGUACAUCUUGAUGAGCGUGGUUUGAAGCAUUGACUGUUAUAUAUAUAUAAAAAAAAAAAAAAAAGUGUUGAGGUCACAGACAAAACCACCAGACACCUUGUUCUUGUAAACUGCAUACAAAAAAAACACAACCAAGUAUGUUAUAUUUACUAUUGCUUUUAAAAUUGUGAUACAAAAACACUUAACUUAUUUCAGCUUCUUUCUUGUCAGACUUUGACACUUCAUGCAGUCUAGCUUUAUUUAUUUAUUUCGGUAGUGAUUUCUUGGGUUUAUUUUACUCCAUUUAAUGAUAUUUGUUUUGGGGAACAUGUAUUUUGUAACGAGGAAACAUGCUGUAAAUAAAAACAAAAACAGGUUAUGAUUAGUUUUGGGGAGAACACAUAAGUAAAUCACUGUGUGGACCAGUCAUUUUAAGUACAACAAUCUUAGUAAGAAUCUGGAUGUAGUCUGUAUUGCUGUGCCCUAUAGAGCCUUACAAAGAUACUCAAGGUUUUACCCUGUCUGUGUGUCCCUCGCUGUGAGCUGUGCUGUGGCUCAUCAGAUCACACUGCCCUGUUCAUUUACUUGAUUGAAAGAAAGAGUUUCCACAGAAACAGCAAAAAUCAUUCUUGGAAACAGUAGCGAGAUUUAAAUACUGAUGCAGUACAAGCUGUUUUGUAUGUACAAUACUAUGCAUUCUGUAAAAUAUAUAUAUAUAUACUGUAUAUAUAUAUUAUAUAUAAUUAUAAAUAUAGUGAGAAAGACAGUGAGAUUAAAAGUUUUUUUUAAUAUAAAAAUAUAAAAAGCAUUCAACAUCAUUCACCGGAAAGUUUUCCACUUUUUUUUUAAAAUGUGAAUUGGAAGACCCUCUCUUAAACUUCAUGCAGGAAGUCCCCAGUGCACAGCUUGAAUUCCCCGGUUCACCUACCCCUUUGAAAAGCCUGUGAAGACGUGGGUUUCCCUCCGAGUGCUCCUUAUUGUACAGAGGCAUAUAAGAAAAUCGAAUCUGAAGCUAAAGUACUCUUGGGAGCUACAGUGGGCCCAUUCUUAGCUAACAGGAGAUCGUUUUGUACUUCAACAGUACUGGGAAGGUGCACCAAGCUGGCAUCAUUGCGGAGAUGUGUGGUCUCCCAUUUCAAACAGCAGUGCUUCCAACAACAUGAGUUGCUAAAGCAAGGGUAUGUACAUAUUCUUGUAGAAGACAGUACUGACGAUUUACCCUAUCGUAUGUAUCUUUGAGUUUGUGUCUUUGGGUGGUGUAAUUGAGAAGACGGUGGGGGGGUUUGGUUGAAGUGAUAAAUCCACCUUUUCGUUAGUGUUUGUUUUGUGUUUAACGAUCAUAGUAAUCUGGUAUCAAAUAGAUUUUUUUUUUUAGUUUAACUUUUGCUUUGAUUAGCGGCGUUUAUACUCUGUUUUGAAGAUGUAUAUUUCUGAAACAUUCCUAAAGUUUUUAUUUUAAUUUGAAAGUUUUUUUUCUCUAUCUUUCGUUGCUUAAUCCUGUCUCUUCUUUAUUGUCAACGUUUUUAUUUACGGUAUGUAUUCCACUUUUAGGAUGUGUUGUUUUUUCUUCUCUGUUUAUUUAGGGGAAGCAGGCGUCAACGGUUUAAUAGCUUUAUAUUUUAUUUGAAAAUAAGUCUAACUGCUAAUGAUGUGUGUGUGAGUGUGAUUGUGGUUUUCCUUUUUACUUUCCAAGUUUAAGAAAUUCUAACCGUUUUGUUUGGAUGUCAACAGAGUUUUAUUACAGUGUCUGUAGCAGUGGUAUCCACAUGCUAAUUCGUGUAAAGUAUCACAAGUUUAUAUAUACAGAAUUUAAAAAAAAAAAACUUACUGUUGUAUAACUUGUGGAUUUAAAUUUUGAAAAAUGCUCCAAAGAACAGUGCAUUUAUCAGUGUAAAAGUGUUGAAAUAAUAAAAGCAUCAACCAAAAUGCUUGUU
This is a messenger RNA of Acipenser ruthenus (sterlet), 4228 nucleotides long. Its product is annotated as protein GPR108-like. Lineage: Eukaryota; Metazoa; Chordata; Actinopteri; Acipenseriformes; Acipenseridae. The transcript has 18 exons. The coding region runs from base 176 to 1825 and encodes 549 amino acids. The record is from RefSeq and is a predicted model, not a curated record. Gene Ontology annotation, biological process: transport. Gene Ontology annotation, cellular component: membrane; Golgi apparatus.